Meloidogyne enterolobii is the source of this 3811-nucleotide messenger RNA. The record is from the annotation of a GenBank genome assembly. Lineage: Eukaryota; Metazoa; Nematoda; Chromadorea; Rhabditida; Meloidogynidae.
UUCUAUACCUGAUGAAAAAGAUUUGUUAACUGUCCGAAAUAAUUUGGAAAUGGCCGAAAAUUGUGAGAAAGACAAACCUUUUGCACAAAUUCAAGAUCAACUUAAAAGUGUUCAAAUAACUUUAGAAGCUCGUUUAGACACUUUAUUACAACAUUGGAAUUUGGAACAAAAACUUACUUUUUUACAAAAUCAUCGUGUUAGGGAAGAGCAGCAAAAGGCAACACAACGCCCUGUUGUGUUGAGAAAGAGAAGAAGACAAGUUAAAGCUACUGCAAAUUGGAAAAGUUUUUGUUAUUAUUUCGCUCAAAACCAUUCUCGUGCAGAUUUAAUAUGGAAUGAAAAAACUCGAGACGAAUUUCGACAAGCUAUUGCUAAUGAAAUGCGUUUAUUACAACAUGAAUUAGAAUUUGUACAAUCAGAAACUGAAAUAGCUUGGAAUCAUUCUGAAUUUUUGAUUAAUUACAAUUCUUUGUCUGAUGAAGUUAGAAUUGGUGAAUAUUAUUUAAGAUUUUUAUUAUCUGAAGAAAAUAAUGUAGAGACGGCUACGCCUAUUCAUAGACCUCAAGAAUUUUUCAACAACAUUUACCAUCGUUUUUUGCUUGCCCAACGAAAUGAAAUGCGUUGUAUAUGUUUACGUGCAAUGGCUAUUGUUUAUGAACGUCAUUGUAUAAGUAUAGGGCCUUUUAGUGAUACUUAUUAUAUUGUUCAUAUGUUGGCAAAAUGUAUUAAUUUGGCUGAAAGAGAUCAUUUAAUUUAUUUAAUAAGCAAGUUAGCUCUAGAUAAGCAAAAUGUUCGUGAUUUAAUUGCGGCUGAUUCUCUUCCCCUUCUAAUUGAUAUUGCUGUAUUAGCACAUUUACAUACUAAUAGAGCUAAAUUACAUGCACAAACAAAUGUUAUUGAAGCACCAAAAGGAACAAUAGAUUCUGAAGAAAGUGCUCCUAAGGAAUGGUAUUAUAAUGAUAAACAAGGACAAAGGAAUGGGCCUUAUUCAUUUCGCAAGAUUAAACAAUUAUUUUGUGAUGGAACAUUAUUCGAGAAAAGUGAAAUUUGGGCUGAAGGUUUGGAUAAAUGGUGUUAUCUGUCAUCGGUCGCACAAUUCCGUUGGACUAUCUGUUGUAAUCAACAUUCUUUAAUUGGUCAAACAUCUUCAAUUAAGUCGGAUGAGAACGAGAAAUCUAAAGAUAUCGAUUUAUUACCAGUAGCUUUGUAUAAUCCAACAGAUUUGUGUUCAUUAAUUCUUGAUACAUUAAUACAAAUGUGUUCAUUCUUUCCUUCAAGAGAUGAGACUGGAGCUAUUAUAAGACCUUUACCUAAAGUAAAGAAAAUUCUUUCGGAGCCAGUUUUGUUAUAUCAAUUAGUUCAACUUUUGUUGACAUAUGAUCCAGCGAUUGUUCAAAGAAUAGGAACUCUUGUUCAUUUAAUUAUGGAAGAUAAUAAUGCAUUGUCUCGUCUAUACCUCUCUGGCAUUUUCUUUUUUAUUUUAAUGUAUAAUGGAUCAAAUAUAUUACCUAUUGCACAUUUUCUUAAAUAUGCACACUUAAAACAAGCUUUUCGAUCAACACUUUCUGCUUCAGAAUUAGCUUCCCGUUCUGUUUUAUGUCCAAUGCUACCUGAAGCAAAUAUUUUUUAUUUGGAGCAAUACGGUGCUGAAAAAUAUGCUGAAGUUUUUCUGGGAGAAUCACAAAAUCCAGAAUGUAUUUGGAAUAGCGAUAUGAGAAAACACAUGAUUAACAAAAUUGCUCUUCACGUUGCUGACUUUUCUAAUCGUCUUUCUUCAAACGUUAAAGCUUUAUAUAGGUAUUGCCCUAUUCCUCCAAUAGAAUAUGAUCAAUUAAAGGAAGAGCUUUUUUGUCAUUUUUAUUAUCUUCGCCAUUUAAUUGAUGAAAAACGUUUCCCAUUAUGGCCAAUAAGAGAACCUGUCGAAUUUUUACGUUCUUGUCUCUCUGCAUGGCAAAAUGAGAUAACUAGAAAACCUACAAAAAUGUCUAAUGAACAGGCUUGUGAACGGUUAGGCUUAGAUAUAAAAGACAAAUCAAGUUGGAGCGAUCCUGUAGCUGUUCGCCGUGCAUAUUUUAAAUUAGCACAAAAAUAUCAUCCAGACAAAAAUCCUGAUGGAAGAGAACAAUUUGAACAAAUAAAUUAUGCUUAUGAAUUUUUAACUUCAACAUUGGCGCGUGCAAGUUUAUCACAAGAACCGGAUAUUAAUAGAAUUAUUGUAAUAAUUAAAGCGCAAAGUAUUACUUACAAAAGGAAUUUGAAAGUUUUGUCACCUUAUAAAUAUGCUGGAUAUACCCAAUUAAUUAAAACUAUUGAUUUGGAGUCGGCAGAUGAUGCUUUAUUUUCAAAUCAGAAGGGAGGUGAAAGUGGACAAUUAUUAAUAUCUGCUGUAGAACUUUGUUAUUGGACUUUGAAAAGUUCUCCUUUAAAUGCUGAACAAUUGAGAAGAGAUGGUGGAUUGGAGGCUUUAUACAAAACAUUCUGUCGUUGUGUUCCAAUGAUUACAUCAAGCUGCAAUGAUAAUAGUAUGGCUGUCAAAGUAUGCCUACACGUUUGUAAUUGUUUUGGUGCUGCUGCAAAUUUUGAGGCUUGUCGUGAAAAAAUUGCGGAAAUGAAGGCUUUGUUUAAAGGAAUUUGUCAAUUACUUAAAUUUGAACAUUUAACCCGUCUUUCCUGUGCUGCAGCAGAUUGUGUAUGUUCUCUUUCUGUUUGUACACUUUUACAAACUCAAAUGUUUCAAGCCGGAAUUAUUUGGCAAUUAAUGCCUCAUUUGUUUCGGUUUGAUUGGACAUUGGAUGAAGGAGGUGUUGCUCAUUCCGAAAAAACUAACCAGCAAUCCACUUUAAACCGUCUAGCUCGAAGUUGUUGUGAGGCUUUGGCUUGUUUAGCUGGUUAUCGUCCAAAUACUCCAGACAAUGAUGGAGUACAAAAUAGUCUUCGUGCAAUGCUUACACCUUAUAUCUGUCGUCAAAUGCAAUUAGCAUCUUGUUCACUUGCAGUUAAUUUAAAUCAAUCAGAUGAGGAGAAGGAAGAGCAAGAAGAGUUACAAAAAGAAGAAAUUAAAAAAUCAAAAAAUAAUUCAGUUAUAGAAAAUGGAAAAAUUGUUUUAAAUAAUGGAAAGCAGAAUACUUGCCAACCAAAUUCUGUUGAUGAUGAUGCUUGUUUAGCAGAUGAUAUCUCUGUUACAAAACCUCCAAUUCAAUAUAGAAAUGAUUUUGUACUUAAAUUAUUAAAUUCAAAUACUUUUGAUCCUUACCUUAUUUGGGAUAAUUCUACUAGAGCCGAACUUUUAGAUUUUGUUGAACUUCAUAGAAAUUCUAAUGAUAACUUGAGUGAACUAUUUGGAGCUGAAUUUAGAUUAAGCAUUUAUGCAAGUGAAUUUGUUGUUGGAGAAAUUUUUGAACCAAAAAGAACGUGUAUGGAUUUACUUGAUUAUUUAUCUAAACAUUCUGAACAGCUUUAUCAACAACAAGGUUUACUUGCACAACAACAAAAACAACAGCUUUUACCAAAAACAACACAAAAUCAAAAACCUUCCACAUCAGCUUUACAUAAUAAACAACAACAACAUAAAUUGAGUGUUGGGAAUGCUGGGAAAAAUGUUAAAACGGCAAAGCAUCACAAUAAUGAAGUGGAUGAUUUAAUUGAUUUAACAACUGAAUUUGUUGUUGAAGAAGAAUUGCCUGUUACAGAAUGGGGAGAAUUUCAAACAGGAGUUGAAUGUCAUUCUUCUAAUCAAAAACAUCUAUAUAAUGCUUCAAAUGAUCAUAGGUUUAUUUUUAAUAUAUUUUUGAGUGGAGAUGUUAGUCUCUAA